AUGACUACUGAACAGGGUGAAACCAAUUCUGGGGCUCCCAGCGAGCUCUUGCUGGAGUUUCUCGACAGUGUCAUGUACAGGCGUUUUGAUACCGCAUUGAUCCUCUGUCGUAAGAUCAUUGAGCUUGAACCGGAUAACUACCAGGCUCGGGCAUUUUUACCUAUGCUGGAGGACGCCCACUCCAUGAAGUCGAAAGGCUAUUUCAAUCCUCUCAUGCUUUCCUCGGAUUCUGAGUCUGAAGAAUCUAGUGGAGAUGCCAGGGACCAUCGAACCGAUAAUCGGGUUGCUUCUUCGUCUUCCUCGUCUUCAGUCGAGUGGGACUACAGCACAACGACAUCUGAGUCAAGCGGAUGUUCCGAAAAUGACGAUGGAGAGCUGUAG
This is a messenger RNA of Spirometra erinaceieuropaei, 381 nucleotides long. Lineage: Eukaryota; Metazoa; Platyhelminthes; Cestoda; Diphyllobothriidea; Diphyllobothriidae. The record is from the annotation of a GenBank genome assembly.